GUGUAAAUGCCACGUUCCUCAGCGGUGCCCUUUUCAGAUUUAUUAAACCCGCAGAGUCAACCUGGUGACGGUCCAUCAGCUCCCCGGACGACCCCUUCAAACCAACCCGCUAAAUCUGCCACGUCCAAUCCAGCAAUGUCUUCUGCUUCAGUUAGUCUCCUGCCUCCCCUGGCCAAGGGCCAACGCUCGACUACAGACGAGCCCCGUCAAGAGCUGCCCCGUCCCUACAAAUGUCCCCUCUGUGACCGUGCCUUCCACCGUCUGGAGCACCAGACGAGACAUAUCCGCACACAUACCGGAGAGAAGCCACAUGCCUGCCAGUUCCCCGGCUGCUCGAAGAGAUUCAGUCGAUCAGACGAGCUUACCCGACAUUCCCGAAUCCACAACAACCCAAACUCGAGAAGAGGGAACAAGGCCCAGCAGCUGGCGGCAGCUGCUUCCAUGAACAACAUGGUCGAUGCCAACGCGGCCGCUGCCGCCGUCACCUCUCCAAACGUAUCUCCCCCACAUUCUUACGUCACCUAUGCCACCCAUCUGCCCUCGAAUCUUGGUCCUUAUGGACGGGCAGCCGGUGAGCGCCCGCCUUCUGCAAUGGAUAUGAACAUGCUCGCAACUGCUGCAUAUCACGUUGAGAGAGAUGAUCUUGCUUCCUACCACUACUCCUCAAACACCGCUCCUCAUCGGCCGCAGUACAGCAGUGGACUUCGCCCGGCAUCUCACCAUUCGCAUCAUUCACUCCACCCCGGCACCCGACUUCCCUCCCUGUCCGCCUAUGCGCUAUCCCACUCUAUGUCUCGGUCCCACUCGCAGGAGGAAGAUGAUUACGGCCACAGAGUCAAGCGAUCGCGACCAAAUUCACCAAACUCGACAGCUCCCUCGUCUCCUACCUUUUCUCAUAACUCACUCUCGCCUACUCCCGACCAUACUCCUCUCGCGACGCCAGCUCACUCUCCACGCCUGAGACCAUUUGUUGCCAACGAUUUGCAUCUGCCGGCGCUCCGACACCUCUCUCUCCACCACACCCCCGCCCUGGCUCCAAUGGAACCGGCCACGGAACCACCGAAGCACUACUCUCCAACACAGCCCCAUGUCGGUCCUUCUAUCUCCGACAUCAUGUCCCGUCCGGAUGGUACUCAGCGGAAGCUGCCUGUGCCGCAGAUCCCCAAGGUUGCCGUGCAGGAAGUUUUGAAUCCGGGCAGUGGCAUCUCCUCCGGUAACUCUUCCGUCGCCGGUGGUGAUCUCGCAGAACGCUACUAGUUACCGGACUUCGAAAACAGAAAAAAAAAAAAAAUAAAUAAAUAAAAAGAAGAUCCUCAAUAUGCUACAAACUUUUUGAUCCUCACUGCAUUUCUUGGCGACCAUAGCGAUAAAUUACACGGAGUUUUCUAAAGAACAUAGACGGAACUGGGUUGUCGGUGUUGUUGUUUUUCUUUGUCCUUACCUUUUUUUUUUUUUUCUUUUAUCAGACUUGAUCGUUCGAAUCAGGAAAAAGCGAUAUUAUUUCCUAACUUGUUAGACAUCUUUCCCCCUGCUUCAUAUUUUCCUUGCCCACAAAAAGCAAACUUCUUCAGGCUCUGCUACCUGCCUUGGGAGAAACUCUCUACUCUCGACUCUCAUUUGUUGGAGUCUCGGGUAAACGGUUGACCAAGGAACCGCAGCGCCUAUCUGGCCACUUUUCCCGAGACGUCCCUUAUAUCUUCCGAGCAUGUAUUCAUCGCGAGGACUUCUGCUGUCCGGCACUCCCUUUCCUUUUUUUUUUUCCCCUUCGUUUGCUCAUCGGUUUCCUUUGCCUUUUCCUUGCCUCCUUCAAAUGUCAGAAAGUUGUAUUACGAAACCAAAGAUAGAUCUGGGACUAUGAAAAUAGGCUGAAAGGAGAAGCACAGUCUAUAUUAAAACAACACCAGUUACCGGGCAACCGAGAUGAUAUUAUAACUAAUCAAGAAACAAUUCACUUUUUCUUUUUUGA
This is a messenger RNA of Coccidioides immitis RS, 1966 nucleotides long. RefSeq names its product regulatory protein MIG1. Gene Ontology annotation, molecular function: RNA polymerase II cis-regulatory region sequence-specific DNA binding. The coding region runs from base 7 to 1257 and encodes 416 amino acids. NCBI's taxonomy places the organism in Eukaryota, Fungi, Ascomycota, Eurotiomycetes, Onygenales, Onygenaceae. Gene Ontology annotation, cellular component: cytoplasm; nucleus. The transcript has 2 exons. The record is from RefSeq and is a predicted model, not a curated record.